AAAGCGAAUGAAGUGGGGUGUGAGCCAGAGUGGUUCCGAGGAAGGUCCUGCUUUCUUCCCCAUCUCAGCUGUAGCCGUCAUGACCACCCUCCAAGCCACGAAGGAUCCUGUCCUCAGGGGUGUAUCUCCUACUCCUAGCAAGAUUCCCGUCCGCUCUCAGAGACGCCCGCCUCUCCCCACAGUCAAACCCUGCGCCCUGGACCAGGAGAACCAAGAUCCAAAGAGAUUGGUGCAGAAGCUCAGCUUCGACUCAGCAGGCCCCAGGCGGAAAGUCACACAUCAAACAGAGAAAUCAGAGAGAUUGGUGGGGAGCACUCAGCUCCGGAACCCCUUGGAGGAACUGAGGCCUAGCCCUGGGGGACAAAAUGUGGGGCCUAGGCCCCCUCCCCAGACAGAGGCUCCAGGGACCAUAGAGUUUGUGGCCGACCCUGCAGCCCUGGCCACCAUCCUGUCAGGUGAGGGGGUGAAGAGCUGUCGCCUGGGGCGCCAGCCCAGUCUGGCUCAGAGAGUACUGAUCCGAGGGAGCCAGGGAGGCACCAUCCGUAGGGGCCAGGGUGCCCGGGCCUCUGCAUAUUUAGCCCCUAGAACCCCUGCCCACCGACUGGACCCUGCCAGGGCUUCCUGCUUCUCGAGGCUGGAGGGACCAGGACCCCGCGGCCGGACCUUGUGUUCCCAGAGGCUGGAGACUCUGAUUCCACCUUCAGGACCUUCCUUUCACCCCUCUGCUCACCCCAGUUUCCAGGAGCUAAGAAGAGUGACAGGUGGCGGCAGCCGGACUUCAGUGAACCAGACCUCAGGAUUGCUCCUGGAGACCCCAGUCCAGCCUGCUCCCUCUCUUCCUGAAGGAGAACAUGAAGUUGUUACUCGCUCAGAUGAAGGAGGAGGGGGCCCCCUAGGUCUGGCCCAGCGGGUACCAUUAAGAGAGAUAACCUACACCAGGGACAGCAGUGCCUCCCACCUGAUACCCUCCCCUGGCCGUGGGGCACCACCCAUCACCCAUCCAUCACCCUUUGGACGGGCUCAGCGUGUACCCUCUCCUGGCCCCUCAGCUUCAACCUCGUAUUCGGUUUUGCGGCGUCUUGCCAUUCGUCCCAAAACCCAGUUCACACCCAUCCUAUCGGCCCCCAGGGUUCAGCAGGCCCAGGGUUUGAGUGGCCUCUCCCCUCAGUCAUGCCCGGAAGAGCCUGCCCUGCCCUGGGAGCAGAUUGCAGUCCGGUUAUUUGACCAGGAGAGUUGUAUGAGGGCGCAGGAGGGGCCUGGGAACCCCCCUGUGGCGACUCCUCACCCUAGUACAACCCCCAAGCUCCAGGAGCUGAAGAUGCAGCGCAUCAGUAUCCUGCAGCAGCUGUUGCGACAAGAGGUAGAAGGGCUCGCUGGGGGCAAGUGUGCCCCCCUUAAUGGAGGCUCCUCUCUAGAAAUGGUUGAACUUCAGCUCCUGCUGGCUGAGAUUUCUAGAACCCUGAAUGCCCCAGAGCAGAAUUCAGGGGCCUUACACCUUCCUGAACUGUUACAGGGCUCGGGGCUAGCAGAGCCCUGCCUUCCAGACAAGUGUGAGGAAGCACAGCCCUGCCCAGGAGCAAAGCUGGAGAUAGCUCAGCCCUGCCCUUCAGCAGAGCCAGGGCCCCCAGAAUCCGGCCAUAGGAGGGAGCCUGAGGUAUCAGAGCCCUGCCCUCUGGUAGAGCCCGGACGCCUGCAGGGAGACUCCCACAGGCCGACUGGACUCCUAGAGCCCUCCCCUAGGAUAGAACCUGGGGCAUCAGAGGCCUGCUCCCUGGAACCUAGAAGUCCAGAGUCCAGCCCACAGCCCUGCUGCAGUCAGUGGGCUCCAGCGACCACCAGCCUGAUAUUCUCCUCUCAACGCCCACUUUGUGCCAGCCCCCCUAUUCACUCACUCCAGUCUCUGAGGCCCCCAAGAGGCCAGGCAGGUCCCAGCAGUCUUGCCCCUCGAACCCUGGCCCUAAGGCAGCGCCUCAAAGCAUGUCUGACUGCCAUCCACUGCUUCCAUGAGGCCCGCCUGGAUGAUGAAUGUGCCUUCUACACCAGCCGAGCCCCACCCUCAGGCCCCACCCGGGUUUGCACCAACCCUGUGGCCACGCUACUUGAGUGGCAGGAUGCCCUGUGUUUUACUCCAGUUGGUUCUGCUGCCCCACAGGACUCUCUAUCAUGAUGCAUCCACCUCCUGCCCUGCCUUGCUCCUUCCUUUUAGUCCUUAUUUAUUGUCCGCCCCAUGAGAGUGGGAGCCCAUACUGUACCCUUCAAUAAA
This is a messenger RNA of Zalophus californianus (California sea lion), 2263 nucleotides long. RefSeq names its product trophinin associated protein (gene TROAP). Bases 8 to 2167 code for a protein of 719 amino acids. The record is from RefSeq and is a predicted model, not a curated record. NCBI's taxonomy places the organism in Eukaryota, Metazoa, Chordata, Mammalia, Carnivora, Otariidae. The transcript is spliced from 15 exons.